UGGAUUGUCGAAUUUACAAUAAUCAAAAAACUCUUAUAACGGAAAAAGCCCACGAAUGCAGCCAACAUUGCCACAAGCCGCUGGGACAGCCGAUAUGGAUCUGACGGCUGUUCAAUCAAUCAACGAUUGGUUUUUCAAAAAGGAGCAAAUUUAUUUAUUGGCACAAUUUUGGCAACAGCGCGCUACUCUAGCCGAGAAGGAAGUGAACACACUCAAAGAGCAACUAUCCACAAAUACACCCGGCAGCAACAGCGACAACAGCAGCAGCAAUAACGAUAGCAGCAAUUUAAUUACUAGCAGCAACACAAAUAUCGAAACAACAGCAGCAGCCGGCAGCGGAGCAGGCGGCAUUCCCCUUGAGGAGGAUCAAAUCAAUAUUAGCGAUUCAAUUGUUGCAGCGGCCAUAACGCUGCAACAACAGAACGGCGGCAAUCUGCUGGCCAAUACCAACACACCAUCGCCAUCGCCGCCGUUGCUGAGCGCCGAGCAGCAGCAACAGUUGCAGAGCACUCUACAGAACGGUGCGGCGGCGGCGGCAGUGGCAGCGGGUGGCGGCGGUGCUUGUCUAAAUCCAAAGUUGUUUUUCAAUCACGCCCAACAAAUGAUGAUGGAAGCGGCAGCGGCUGCCGCAGCAGCAGCAGCAGCGGCGGCGGCUGUCCAACAGCAACAGCAAUCGCCGUUACAUUCACCGGCAGCGGAUGCCACAACAGCAGCAGCUGGUGUAUCUAGCAUUACACCAACAGCAACAACAACAGCAGCAACAACAACAACAACAUCAUCAGCAACAGCACCAGCAACAGCAACAGCAACAUCAGCAACAGAUGAUGCACGAUCGAUUGGUGGAGAAACAAAAACUUCACACAACAGCAGCAACACCCACAAUAAUAAUAAUAAUAAUAAUGAAGAUGAUGCUGAAGACGAUGAUGAUGAUGCUGAUGACGAUGAGGAGGAGGAGGAGGAGAAUGCUUCAAUGCAAUCAAAUGCGGAUGAUAUGGAAUUGGAUCUACCACCAACAACAACACAAACACCAACGAAACAAGAGCUGGCAAGAACUGAACUGAAUGUUGCCAAUGCCACAGAUGUUGCUGAGGGCAAUGUUGCUGCUAGCAAAGAUGUUGCCGAUGGCAUUUUGGAUGCCAAUGCAACAGCACCAGAUGAGCACAAUGAUGAUGCCGAUGAGGAUGAGGAUGAUGAUAAUGAUGAUAAUGAUCAUGUGGAAGCUAGUUUAAAUGUUAGCAAUAAUCAUAAUAAUGAUAGCAAUAAUAGUAGUAGUCGACGGAACAAGAGCAGUAGCAGCAGCAGCAACAGCAACAUCGGCAACAAUGUUGCACCACAGCGUGAUAAUGAACAGCAACAGCAACAACAACAACAACAACAACAUGGUGUUAGCUUAACAGCUGACGACGAUGACUGUACCAAUAAUAAUACAAACACAAAUAACAAUAACAACAACAGCAACAGCAACAGCAAUGAGAAGCGCAACAAGAAGCGCAACAGCAACAGUAAUAGCAGCAGCAACAACAACAACAACAAUCAGCCAGCUGUUUUAUUAGCUGCCAAAGACAAAGAGAUUAAAGCACUUUUGGAUGAGUUGCAACGUUUGCGUGCCUUGGAACAAACUCAUCUUGUACAAAUCCAACGGCUCGAGGAACAUUUGGAAGUGAAACGUCAGCAUAUUAUGCGUUUGGAGGUUCGUCUCGAUAAGCAACAGAUCAAUGAGGCUUUGGCCGAGGCCACAGCACUCGCUGCAGCUGCUGUCAACAACAAUAAUAGUCAGAGCAGUGACAACAAUAAUGUAAACGCAACCGCAAUGACAACAACAACAACCAGAACAACAGCAGCAACAACCAGCGAAGUCCUGCCAGAAGAAGCAGAAGCAGCAGCCAGCAAUCUUUCACAUUCACAUCAUCAACAUCAACAACAACAACAACAACAACAUCUGCAAGCAGCGCCAACGGACAGCAGCAGCAUGGAUGACGACGACGAUGAUGAUAAUAAUGAGCGUCAUCAUCAUCAUCAUCGUGAUCAAAAUGAGGAUGAGAACGAGCACGAGAAUGAGGAUGAGCAUGAUCAGGACAUUGAGAUGGCUAAUGUUGCUGCCGAUGCCACUGCUGCGGCUCUCUCCUCGACCAAUUCAGACAAUGGCAAUGAGUUGAAAAUCAAAAAGGAACAGCACAGUCCACUGGAUCUCAAUGUGCUCAGUCCACAAUCGGCAAUUGCAGCAGCAGCCGCUGCCUGCGCCAAUGAUCCAAACAAAUUCCAGGCUCUGCUUUUGGAACGCACCAAAGCACUGGCCGCCCUUAAGAAUGGCGCUGUGGCUGUUGCAGCCGCUGUGGCAUCUGAUUCACAGCAGCAGCAGCAGCAGCAUCAUCAACUGCAGCUCCAUCACCAGCAACAGCACCACACCACAGCCAAGCAGCAACACCACCAGCAACACCACCAACAACAACAGCACAACAGCACAAGCAACAACAACAUCGAUCACCAUGGCCUCUCGGUGGCCCAUCAUGUCGGUCAUGUUGGACAUGUCGGACAUGUUGGCCAUCACGGCCAUUCCGCUCAGCUGUUGCAUCAGGCUGCAGCUGUCGCCGCCGCUGCCCAUCAAUUCGAUUCGAAUUCAUCCAGCUCCACCAGCACACCGAACAGCAGCACCGCCCAAUUGGCCGCCAGCAUAGCCAAUAUAGCCAAUGGCAGCAAGUCCCUGCUGCAGGCAGCCGCCGCCGCUGCUGCCGCCGAGGAUAACAACAAUAGUCUAACACCAAAUGCAAAUGCAGCGGCUGCUGCUGCCGCAAUGGCAGCGCAACAUGCUGCAGCAGCGGCCUUGGGGGCCCCAUCAUUUUUGCCUUUCCAAUUUGCCGCCGCCGCCGGACAGGAUGGUCGGGGGCAUUAUCGGUUCGCCGACUCGGAAUUGCAGUUGCCGCCAGGUGCAUCGAUGGCCGGCCGUUUGGGCGAAUCCCUGAUACCCAAGGGUGAUCCCAUGGAGGCCAAAUUGCAGGAGAUGCUACGCUAUAAUAUGGACAAAUAUGCCAAUCAGGCAUUGGACACAUUGCAUAUAUCGCGGCGAGUGCGCGAAUUGCUGUCGGUGCAUAAUAUCGGUCAGCGUCUGUUUGCCAAAUACAUAUUGGGCUUGUCGCAGGGCACCGUAUCGGAAUUGCUGAGCAAACCGAAACCCUGGGAUAAGCUAACCGAAAAGGGCAGAGACAGUUAUCGCAAAAUGCAUGCCUGGGCCUGUGAUGACAAUGCGGUUAUGUUGCUUAAGUCGCUGAUACCCAAGAAAGAUUCUGGUCUCCCUCAAUAUGCUGGACGCGGAGCUGGCGGUUCGGGCGGUGAUGAUUCGAUGACCGAUGAACGUAUCGUUCACAUACUUAGCGAAGCCUCAUCAAUGUUCAAGAAUAGUGCGGCAGCUGCCCAGCAGCAACAGCAGCACCAGCACCAGGAACAGCAACAACGUCGUCAUGAUGAUACACAAAUCAGCAAUGAGGAUAGCAAAUCUCCACCUCAGAGUUGUACUUCACCAUUCUUCAAAGUUGAGCAGCAAUUGAAGCAGCAGCAGCAACAACAGCAGCAACAGCCACAGGCUCAGCAUUUGGAUCAUCGUGAUCCACGUGAGGCGGCCGCUGCAGUUGCAGCAGCCCAGCAACAGCAACGUGAACAGCAACGUGAAGCCGCUGCCCAAAGGGAACAGCAGCAACGUUUGCGUCACGAUGACUUGACCCAAGACAAGGUGGCGCGUCUAUAUCAAGAGUUAAUUGCACGAACUCCACGUGAGGCCGCAUUUCCAGGCUUUCUGGUACCAUCAUUAUUUGGCAGUGCUGCCAAUAUGCCCGGUGCAGCGAAUGCCUUUCCGGGAGCCAAUGCUUUCCCAUCGGCCAUGGCAGCCGAUGAGAAUAUGCGACAUGCUUUCGAGCGUGAAAUAGCCAAAUUGCAGCAACAAUAUCAACAGCAACAGCAACAACAGCAGCAGCAACAACAACAGGCAGCAGCCGGUUUUCCCACAUUCUCCAGCCUGAUGGCUCUGCAGGUAUUAAAUGGCGCCCAGGACUUGUCAUUGGCCGGCAAGGAGAUCAAAUUGAAUGGACAACGCUCACUGGAUCACAGCAGCAGCAGCAGCUCCAAAGACGGUGAUCGUGAUGAAAGCUUCCAGUCGAUGCAUGGUCGCAAAUCUGAAGGUGGCUCAACCCCAGCCCCAUUAGCUGCAGCACCAACAUCGGGCAAUUCAUCUGGUGCUGGUGUCGGCCCCCAAGGACCAGGACCAGCAGGACCAGGUGGGGCAACCAGCGGCAAUGCCAGCAACUCAUCAGCCCCCAGUCCAUUGAGCAAUUCCAUAUUGCCACCCGCCCUGAGCAGUCAGAAUGAGGAGUUUGCGGCCACGGCCAGUCCAUUGCAGAGAAUGGCAUCGAUAACGAACUCGUUGAUCACCCAACCGCCGGUCACACCGCAUCACAGUCAACCCCAACGACCCACCAAGGCGGUGCUGCCGCCCAUAACCCAACAGCAAUUCGAUAUGUUCAACAAUCUCAAUACCGAGGAUAUAGUGCGUCGCGUGAAGGAGGCUCUGUCCCAGUAUAGCAUCUCGCAGCGUCUGUUCGGUGAGUCCGUGUUGGGUCUGUCGCAGGGAUCCGUUUCGGAUCUGUUGGCCCGACCCAAGCCCUGGCACAUGCUGACCCAGAAGGGUCGUGAGCCCUUCAUACGCAUGAAAAUGUUCUUGGAGGACGAGAAUGCUGUCCACAAGCUGGUGGCCAGCCAAUACAAGAUUGCCCCCGAGAAACUAAUGCGCACCGGCAGCUACAGUGGCAGUCCUCAGAUCACUCCCGGAUUGGCCAGCAAAAUGCAAGCAGCCGCCCUGCCCAUGCAGAAGAUGAUGAACGAACUGAAGCUGCAGGAGCCGGCCCAGGCCCAGCAUAUAAUGCAGCAAAUGCAGGCGGCUGCCAUGUCGGCGGCCAUGCAGCAGCAACAGGCCGUUGCUGUGGCCCAGCAGCAGCAGCAUCAGUCCCAUCAGCAGCACCAGCAACAUCAGCACCAGGUGGCCCAAGCUGCCCAGGCGGCGCUGCAGCAGCAUCAUCAGAAUAUGCUGCUCACCUCGCCUGGCUUGCCGCCGCAACAUGCCAUCAGUUUGCCCGCCAAUCCCGGCCAGGUGAGUGCCGGCAGCACACCGAAUUCCUCAUCGACGGCCGAGGAGAAGAAACCGAUGCUGAUGCCCGUCCAUGGUGGGGCCCAUCCGCCCAAUGCCAUGCGUAGCCUGCAUCAGCAUAUGUCGCCCACCGUAUAUGAGAUGGCUGCUCUGACCCAAGAUCUGGACACUCACGACAUAACCACCAAGAUCAAGGAGGCUCUGCUUGCCAACAACAUUGGCCAGAAGAUCUUUGGCGAGGCCGUUCUGGGCCUGUCCCAGGGCUCAGUAUCAGAAUUGCUAAGCAAACCGAAGCCCUGGCAUAUGCUUUCGAUCAAGGGACGCGAACCCUUCAUCCGCAUGCAACUGUGGCUGAGCGAUGCCAACAAUGUGGAGCGACUGCAGCUGCUGAAGAACGAGCGACGCGAGGCCAGCAAACGGCGCCGUAGCACGGGACCCAAUCAGCAGGACAAUAGCAGCGAUACCUCCAGCAAUGACACCAAUGACUUCUAUACAAGCUCACCGGGACCCGGUUCGGUUGGUUCGUCGGUGGGCGGGGCUCCGCCCAGCAAGAAGCAGCGCGUUCUCUUCUCCGAGGAGCAGAAGGAGGCACUGCGAUUGGCAUUCGCCUUGGAUCCGUAUCCCAAUGUUGGCACCAUUGAAUUCCUGGCCAAUGAGCUUAACUUGGCCACCAGAACCAUAACCAAUUGGUUCCACAAUCAUCGCAUGCGUCUCAAGCAGCAAGUGCCGCACGGCCAGCCGGGUCAGCAGGAUAAUCCGAUACCGAGUCGUGAGAACACCAAUGCCACACCCUUUGAUCCCGUCCAGUUCCGCAUCUUGCUGCAGCAGCGACUCGUCGAGUUGCACAAAGAGCGCAUGGGCCUGGGCGGUGCGCCCAUUCCGUAUCCGCCGUAUUUCGCUGCAGCCGCCCUUCUGGGACGCAGUUUGGCCGGCAUUCCGGGAGCUGCUGCCGCUGCUGGUGUAGCAGCCGCAGCUGCUGCCGCUGUCGGCUCCGCCGGCGGCGAUGAAUUGCAGGCCCUGAAUCAGGCAUUCAAGGAGCAAAUGAGCGGACUGGAUCUCUCGAUGCCCACACUGAAGCGAGAGCGCAGCGACGACUAUCAAGAUGACAUGGAAUUGAUGGAGGCCGGAAGUCGUCAUAAUAUGAGUGAUAACGAAUCUGUCGAAGGUGGCCCAAACGAUCAUGAGGGCGGCAACGAUGGCAAAUCCCUUGCCUCCGACUAUGAGAAGGCCCUGGCCAAAUCGGCCAUGGUCUCGGCAGCGGCAGCCGCCUACAUGAGCAAUGUGGUACGCAGCUCCAGACGCAAGCCAGCCGCCCCGCAAUGGGUCAACCCAGCCGGCACUACGCCCAACUCCACUCCAGUGGUCGGAGGAGCCAGCGACAACGAGAGGAUCAUCAAUGGGGUUUGUGUAAUGCAGCCAUCCGACUACAAUCGCAACGAUGGUGAAUCUGAGAGCAAAUCGAUCGAAGGAUCCAAUCAAGGUGAGGCAGAGCCCGAAAUCGAUCAUCGUUUCAUGGAGCCCGAAGUGCACAUCAAGCAAGAGGACGACGAGGACGAUGACCACCCACAGCAGCAGCCGCAGCAGCAGCAGAUCCAUUCAGAGGUGGCAGCAGCAGCAUUGGCAGCCGCCGAGGCGGCCGAGCAGCAACUGAAGGUCAUCAAUGAGGAGAAACUGCGUAUGGUCCGUGUCCGUCGAUUGAGCAGCACCAGCAACAGUCGAGCCGAUCAGUCCGAGGAGACUUGUACAACGGCUGCUGCCGCUGCCGCUGCCGCCUCCGCUGGUGGUGCCACGCCCACGCCAGCAGCCCCCGCCUGGAACUACUAAAGAUAAAGAUUCGUAAACGAAACAGUGCAAUGUGAAGCAGCAUAUUUAAGUGUGAUUAAUCGUAUGUUCUAUAUACUUAUA
Molecule: messenger RNA, 7036 nt
Organism: Drosophila willistoni
Lineage: Eukaryota; Metazoa; Arthropoda; Insecta; Diptera; Drosophilidae
Gene: cut
Product: homeobox protein cut
Biological process (GO): regulation of DNA-templated transcription
Molecular function (GO): DNA binding; DNA-binding transcription factor activity, RNA polymerase II-specific
Source: RefSeq, a predicted model, not a curated record